GAUUACGGAGGAGUAUCUGGUGGUGGUGGAGGUAGUGGUAGUGAAGGAGGAGGUGUUACUGGUGGAGAACCUUGUGGUUGUUGGUGGUGGUGAAAGUGGCAGUGGAGGUGGUGACAGAGGUUAAGGAGACGUUUCAAUAGGUGGUGGUUGAGGAGGUGGCGUAGCUGGUGGUGGAGGAGAGGUUGGGGUAGGUGGUGGUGUUGCAAGCGGUGGCGUGGGUGGUGGCAGUGUAUGGGGAAUUGCAAUCGGUGGAGUUAGUGGAGUGGAAGGAGGCGUUGCAGUGGGUGAUACGAGUAGUGGUUGUAGUGGUGGCAGUACUCAAGUAGACAUUUCAGUCGGUGGUGGAGGAAGUGGCGGUGAAGGCGUGGUUGCAGUAAGCGGUGGACUUAAGCCAGCCCUCUCAAUGGAGCUCAAGGGGAUGGACGCCGAUCAGGAAUUGUUCACGGACAAAAGCAGUGGAGCGGGAGGAGGAAGCGGUGAAGCGGGCGGUGGAACAGGUGGAGGAAGAGGAGCAGGUGGUGGUGGUGGACACGAAGCUGCUGGCGCAGGAGACGCGGCCACCGGAGGUGUCGUCAUCCGGGUGAAGGAGAAGAAGGGUCCUCUCCGCGCCGCCAUCCCGCGGAUGCCCAUGCUCGCGGCUGUGCUCUGCCUCCUCUGCAACAUGGUCAUACCUGGUUCAGGAACGCUGCUGUCUGCCUUCUCCGUGCUGUGCGGCGCACGCACCGACCUGCCUGACCGCCACGUGUGCUGCGUCUUCUGGCUCAACGUGGCGGCGGCGCUCAUCCAGCUGGGCACCGCCGUGCUCAUCGUCGGCUGGAUCCUCAGCAUCUUCUGGGGCAUGGACAUGGUGUUGCUCUCCAAGGGCCGUUCCCAGCAAUAUCCCCAGCAGCUGUGAGCGUGGAGAAAGUGGGAGCACGAGGAAGAUGAGGAGGACGAGGAGUGGGAGACGGAGACAAUGACACAUCCACGACCGAUUCUCCUCCGCUGACCAGCACGUGCAAGAAACGCCCCGCGAUUUCUCCACCACGGGCACAGCCGCCCCCUCAAAAUCCUCAUCUUACCAACAACCACGCCGAUUCUUACCUCAUUACUUUACAGGGGAUCGUUAAACCAUCGCACAAUUCUGCCAACGCUUAAAUAAAAUUGCUCGGCCCAGUGGUGGCACCACCACGUGGCCUUCAAUGCCAUCGGGUGUAUUCACCUGCGAGAAAUGUACGUUCGUAAAUUUGACGAAUCCAUAGAGAGGUGUGAGUUGGUCUUGGGCGGUGUGAUUAGCAGUGGUGGAAGAGGCUUGGAGUCAAGGUGAGUGAGGGAAUGGGACCAUCAUUAGUGUCACUAGUCAAUGACGAUGGUGCCUUCGUUCACCCCAGCGUCAUCCCCAAGCAAGAGAUGAUAAAUUCCCCCCCCCAAAAACCCGCUGACAACUGUGUUCCCCAUCCGUAAAUAUCACCUGCACCAGCGCCAGGUGUUUGGUGGGUGCUGAAUUGCAAAGAAACACAUUUCUGUAAAUUCUGACCUGGUUGGGCCUUUUGUUUGAGUUUUAACCCCACUGAAAUCGAGUCUGGUUUGAGCAAAUGACCAACUUCAGCCAAAUACGUUCUGACCCAUCGUGCUUUUCUUUUAGGGGUGGAAGGAUGCAUCGAUUCACGAAUCAAUAUUGUUUUUUAAGCUCACAAUACACUCAUCGAAUUACACUUGUAAGACUCUACCAAUUAUAAUGCCUUUAUAAUUGGUAGUUGUAUGGGAAUGGGUUGAGGCACUGCAAUUAAAUAAUAUUGGAAUCUUGAAUUGCAGUGUGACUUUCAAUUGUGACAAUUGGUCGGAUUGCCAGGUAGUGAAUCUUUCCACCCUAGAUUGAUCAGACUCGUUAAAAAAUGAUUUCUAUCUGACAAAUGGACAUUCGUCACCUUUGUGCUGGAUGUACAGGGCGAUCAGUUUACAGAUACUCCACUAAAAUAUGGAUACAUUCUAGAGACGUAGAAUUUUACUUAAAAGCCUCAGCAUUCCUCCCACAAUCCCAGUGUGCUCAUUAAAUCUGUAACACUCCUCUAUGUACGAUAUGGAGCUAUCGCUUUCGCAAUAUUCAAUCACCUGUUGAGAAGAAAGUAAGAGGGCGUCUUUAGAUGUCGGUGCGGAGUAUCUGUAAAUAGUUAACCCUGUGCAAUAUAAUUUACACUGACUAUAUAACACAGAUCAUGUGUCGUAAAAAAACUGACCUCUAGCUCUAUAAAUCCGUAACAUGAAAAUGUAUCAUCUACAGUGGCUUGGGGUGGAAGCCAUCACUACUUGUCAAUGUAUAAUAAGACGCGUGUCAGGCCCGCCAGGUGCAUUGACAGCCCCAAAACCAUGACCCUGCCCUGACAAUCUCAUCUGCCCGGCCCUCUGGCUGUUCUUUCAGCCCUAUGGGUCCACAUCUCCAGACUGUAAAUUGUUAGGCGCAAAUAGCCAACGUGUUAGUAUUGUCCAUUGACGAAAACAAAACACGAAUUUAACCAUGACAUGAAGCCUCAUGGAGGAAUGAACAAAAUAAUUACAUUUAUUUUAAAAGGAGAAAAAAACAUAUUCCACAGAAUUAUUUUGACGUUGCAUUGCAGAACCUUAGAAGCGUUAUUAGGAAUUGCGAUUAAUAAUAUAAUAUGGUGCCAAAUUGUUCAUUUGUGGUAUAUUAUCUACGUAUUUCCUAUUCGUUGUGAUUUAUUACACAGUAUUUAUGAUUGUUAUUAUUUGUCUGCUGGAAUUCCACACGCUCGUACAUUUAUAUACAGAAAACGUUACACGUGUGCAUUCCAGCUGUGACGCACAUGCGCACACACACAUGCACACCCUCUUCGUGCAUCACAUAGGUGCUUCUACUCGCAGUGUAGUACAUGUAGUGUCCACCUUGCCACGGUAAAAAAAAUGCUGCCAAUAUGACACUCGCAGCAGCUUGAAACUUCCUGGAGCUACCGGUCAUUGAAAAAAGACACCAGACCACAACCCUCUAACCCGGUUUGCUUAUCUGCUAUUCUCUCUUCACAUCAUUGCCUACAGGUAGCAGUUGUUAUUACCAAGAUGGCUUCUGAAUUUCUCAUGUUUUCUGAAUUUCGAGUUGUGAUAUCUAGUAGUGGUGUAACGUUGCGCCAAUUUGUUGACUAAUAUUAAUAUAUUUGUUAAUCUCGCGAGACACACAUUCAAUAAUGCGCAUUUGAGAAUGGACGCUUAUUGCAAAUUCCGACGUUGUACGGAAUGGGUUCACGGUGAGCCCAGUUCGGGGCCACUACAUUCACCAUAAUGUAAGACACAAAUUGAUUCUUGUAAUGAUAUCGGGACAAUUUGUCGAAUCACCAUUUGAUGGCGCGGAGAAUGAUCGUUCCAACCGCUAUUAUCUACUGUACCCGAAUUCUCUGAAUUAGUGCAGUAAUGAAGCCACUCACACACACACAUAAGAUAUCUCAUUUGGGCCGUGCAAUUUAGAGGACAAGUGUUGUUUGGGAGCACAUAUAUCUUGCUUAUUUGAACUGUUCCUGGGUGAUUCAUAGCAUACUGGGUUAAAAACUGUAACGAAAACAGGACCGCAGUCAGCUGAUACAUCGAUAUAUUUCUCUUCCUCGUGGUGAGAGGGGGAACAAUUUAUUUGAAAAAUAUAAUCAAGGCACAGUGCAGUAAAUGUGUGUGUGGGUGUAUGAUUAAUGCUGCAUGGCCACGUUACGUAUCCAUUACAUUUCAGAAGUUUUAAUUUUGGCUGUCUCUGUACAUGGAUGCUUUUACAGGAGUUCGAGUGCAGGGUAUACAUAUUGGCAGCACAUGGCUCAUAUAUACACGAUGCAUACACUGACAAGCACGCAUACGUACUUACACGCCAGUAUCGUUAUCCAGGUUCUCAUAAACUUGCUCAAUUCAAGAGAUGUAUUCUCUCCUUACCUAUUACACCUUCAAUAGUGCCGUUUGUUGCUGGCCGCCUAACGUUUUGUGCAUUUGGGCCUGUGCUCAGCUUUCGUUAUUUAAAAAACAAAGGACAAACAGGCAGGCAUGUAUAUGCCCCUCUCACCAAUUUCGAGCACCCUGGGAGAAUUUACAGGGUUCACACAUGAACUGCCACCGAUUAUAUAUACGGUAGAUGCUCAGUGCUGAGAGCUGAUAAUAGGGAUUUAAAUAAUUCAAAGGUCAUUUAGCUCCUCCCACCUUUAGCUGCAGCCCGAUGCCAAUCGCAGAGGGUGGGUGACAGCAUUUGCAGGCCAAAAUAUAUAUAAACAAUGGAUAAAUUGUAGGUGUGUGCCGAAAUCCACGUCGAACCACCGUGCAUAAUUGUUCAGUCACUGAUAAAUGCACGCACGGUAACAAUUAUCCCGUACACACAUCCCUGCAGCGGGUUGGCGUACAAAUACAGGAGCAGCAACAGCCUCUCGAGGGGUCAGCAUAUUCACCCAAAACCCUGAGUGACAAGUUCCCGUCGUGGUUAAUGAGGCCGGACCUCAUCGUUAUGGCUAUGUACAUAUAUAUUUAUUUUCAUCGUUGCCUAUAACGCUGUGCACAAAAUUGCGCUACGUGAUUACACUCACCACACUGAAAAAAAUAUAUAAUAACGCGAAACGAGCGCUGGGCUACAUUAAACGGAAGACGGUAGCUUACUCUUGAAGUGUCAUGCAUUGAAUGGCGUGGCAAUGUUUUGGCCUCAUUAAUGUGCGUGACUCCUCCGGAUGUGUCUAUCGGUCAGCGUAAGUGGGAGAAUUAUUAGGUUCGAUGUAAACGUGAGCCACAAGCACACGGCUAUGGCAGACUGUAUCUCAAUCCGCCUCUACAUUAUCUAGUUCAAUGCAUUCGCACUUUAUAGUGUCCUUAUAUAUUAGGUAGGCUGUAGUCUUUAUAUAUAUGUAGUUUUGUAGGCGAAUAUGCGAGCUCACGCAGCAUUGGUUAUACGUUUUACAAUGCAUAGGAUCAUCAUUAGACUUCCUUUGCUAGUACCAAAAUUUAAUAAUAGGGGUUUUCCCCUUUUUUCUGGCAACAAAACUGAAACCUUAUUACAAGGAUUCAUGUCUGCAUUAACCAGAAUACUUGCAGUCAAAAUGCAAACAAAAACAUACUAUGAUUAUACAUGCAUUGUCCUUGAAACUGAUUGGCCCACACCAAGGGACGGCUUUCUUUUGAGCCUCGACCCAAUUGGUGCUCGACCAGAAGACGCCAAAAGGCGUUUAUUAAAUGCAUAGGAUGUACGGAUCGGUUGCUGAACAAUAUUAAACGUAUAGCCCAAAGUACGUGUGUGCAUCUCUUUUAGAGAUGAAUAAAAGUGUUAAUGUUAUUAUUUAUGAAUUUAAUGGAAUAAUUAAAGUGCAUUACUGUUGUAUAUAAAGUGCGCACAUUAA
Messenger RNA from Petromyzon marinus (sea lamprey), 5339 nucleotides. RefSeq names its product stum, mechanosensory transduction mediator homolog (gene STUM). The record is from RefSeq and is a predicted model, not a curated record. Lineage: Eukaryota; Metazoa; Chordata; Hyperoartia; Petromyzontiformes; Petromyzontidae.